AUGGCGGCAACGCAACACGACCUGAGAACUAGACUAUACAGGUUCUUUAUACUUGCCAAUGCGAGGUUCAUCUAUGGCCUGUGCUGCUUCCUCGACCUGGGCUCCGUUCGAUACGUUCAAUCCAGUGGAAGGCUCAAAAAAUAUCAUACGCCCUGGCCAUGGGUGGUCAUGGCGGUACUCAUCAAGCUCUUGUUGCUCACUCUGGAAGCUCCUUUUAUCUUCAUGUGCGGGGGCAUGAUGUACUUUUUCUUUUUCGAAGACUCUAGUGAGUUCAACGACAACACCACCUACCAGUGGAUGCAGAUGCUGGCCGAGGAGGUGAUGGCUCUCGUGUCCACUGCACGGUUGAUCUUCAUCAGCCACAACUCGACGUACUGUGAUUUCUUUACAUCGACUGCAAACAGAAUUCUGGAAAUGCAUCGCCUAGUCUUGAGACUCUUCGGCGACAAACAACUUUACUUGGAUGACUCGCUGCUGGUCGUUUUCCUGUUGAAGGUGUUUUUGACAUUUCACCACAUUGCAGCUCAGUAUACGCCCACUGAGAAGCACUUUGUCCUGGUCCGAUAUCACACUUUAAACGUGAUUCUCUUUGAGAUAUUCUAUACUGCCUACUUCCUGUAUCAGCUGCUCUUACUGGGCUGGCACCGUUCGCUUCUGGCCUUCCUGGAGACCUACGUUGCCCUGAAGCAAGUUCGGAAAUCACUAACACUGGAGUGUCGACGAAGAAUCAUUUGUGUCUUUAGUAUCUACGCCAAGAUGGCCCAGAUUCACCUCCAAGUAUCCCGUGCUUGGCUUAAAGUAUCGUCCAUGCUUUUCAUCGGAGUCUACUACACUGCCCACGAGUCCACCUACACGGUGUACUGUCUGUUUUCCUGGUCACAACUUUCGCUUAUGAAGCGAACGGAGCUGUUGCUGCUUAAAAAACUGGGAUCUCUGCUACAUCCCCUAGUCGGGAUUCUGCUAAUGGGAAUGGCCAGUGAUCGAAUGAAAUUCCUAGAAGCUCAACUAUGCGAGAGGAUAUUUCUCGUGGAACUAUUUUAUGCAAAGAAAGAUCACUUGUUUUCAAAUCGAUAUUCCGGACUCAUCAGUUGCAAGAAUGAAUGCUUUCUGCUCCAGAGGCUCUCAGUUCCGAUGAGAAAUUUUAUGUGGAAUCGGGGAUCAAUCUGCGACCGAGACCUGGUCUUUGAUAUGUUUGUCUACCUUUUCAUAAAUGCCACCACUUACCUCCAGUUUUUGAUCAGCGAUAAUAAUAGCCUUUGUGCAGAGGUACUAUAA
This is a messenger RNA of Drosophila bipectinata, 1275 nucleotides long. The record is from RefSeq and is a predicted model, not a curated record. Lineage: Eukaryota; Metazoa; Arthropoda; Insecta; Diptera; Drosophilidae.